Molecule: messenger RNA, 1584 nt
Organism: Oppia nitens
Lineage: Eukaryota; Metazoa; Arthropoda; Arachnida; Sarcoptiformes; Oppiidae
Product: zinc finger protein 675-like
Exons: 1
Coding region: 84-1532 (482 amino acids)
Biological process (GO): regulation of transcription by RNA polymerase II
Cellular component (GO): nucleus
Molecular function (GO): DNA-binding transcription factor activity, RNA polymerase II-specific; RNA polymerase II cis-regulatory region sequence-specific DNA binding
Source: RefSeq, a predicted model, not a curated record
UUGAAGUGUUAGUUAAAUGACAAACAAAUUAUUAGUCAAUUGAAUAGCAAUUGUAUUACAAAUUAAAACAAUUUAUUGAAUGAAUGAUGACAUCAAUGGUUGUGACAAUUGAUGACAUUUUGGAUCAAUUGUGGAGUGAAAACAAACGACUCGUCAAUGAGUUAUUGUUUGCCAACAAAUUGAAGAUAUUUUUGACGAAAUUGUUUGAUAAAUAUGAAGAACUUGUCGAUGAAGAAGACAAACAUGAGUUUAAACUAUUACAAGAAGUGAUAGAUAAUAGGAUCCAAUUGAGAGAUAAUGAGUAUGAAGAGGAAGACAGUCAUGUCGUCGACAGAAAGAUUGUUUGCAAUAGACGUUCAUCGGUUAGAUCUACAGAUAGUAUCGGUAAAGUAGGAUCAGAUGAGACAGAUAUUUAUAAAACAAUCGGACAAGAAGUGUAUCAAUCGGAACAAGUGAUGAAUAAUAAGUUUAAAGACAAUGCAUCUGUUGUUUCUGUCAUCGAUAGCCGUAAAUACAAUAAUAAAACUAAUCGCCGAUCGAAAAGAUCGGCGGUUUUAUUAAGAAAACAAACCAAAGUUAAGAACAAAAACAACAACAAAGUGAAACUUAUGGAUCAAUUUGCCGAAGAAGAGUAUAUAAAACCAAUGGAUGAAUGCUAUGACCCGUCAACAGACAAAUACAUUUGUCCACUUUGUGGACGAUAUCUAAGAGGCAAACACUACUUCCUGAGACACCGAAAGUUAUGUAACCAGAGGUUGAUUACCAGCGAUACAGUCUAUUGUUGUCAAUAUCCGGAUUGCGGUAAAAAGUAUCCAUUGAAACACAAGUUAUCCUAUCAUCAGAUCACUUGUCACACCGAACCCAUCAACGAUCACUACCAAUGCGAUUACAUCGGUUGCAACUUUCGGUUCAUAACAUACAAACAGUUUUCCGAACAUCUGACCGUACACUCUGAAGAUCGACCGUUUGUUUGUCCAAUCAUUGGCUGUCACAAGAAAUUCAAAGAAAAUCAUGUACUCAACCGACACAAAUUGAUUCACUCGGAACCAACUGUCCAAUGUAUGGCCGAUGGCUGUACGCGUAUGUUUAACACUCGAUCGCAAAUGAAACGACAUUUUGCCGAACACUUAUCGGAGCCGACAAUCAAAUGUUCGGUAGCCGGUUGUGGACAACUGUUUCAUUCGGACUGCGAACUGCAAAAACAUAAAUAUAGUUAUCAUAAGAUACCUUAUAGGAAGACACCGCGUAAAAGAAUCUAUCAUCGAUGCGAUUGGCCCGGUUGUGACUACUAUGGACCGACAUUGUAUCGGCACAAGAGUGUCCAUACGGGUACGAAAAAAUACCCGUGUAUUUGGCCACAAUGUGGCAAACGAUUUGCCGAUAAAACUAAAUUAACUGAACACAUGAAUAUCCAUAACAAUGUUAAACCGCAUUUGUGUCGUUGGCCCGGUUGUGACUACCGUAGUGCUGGCCAUUCAAACAUUAACAAACAUAUGAAACAAGUUCACCAAACAAUAUGGAAAAAUCAUUGAAUCAAUCAAUCAAUGCUAUGAUAACUAUAAUAUAAUGGUUUUAAAAAAAAUU